Molecule: messenger RNA, 2422 nt
Organism: Gadus morhua (Atlantic cod)
Lineage: Eukaryota; Metazoa; Chordata; Actinopteri; Gadiformes; Gadidae
Gene: spon2a
Product: spondin 2a, extracellular matrix protein
Exons: 6
Coding region: 262-1263 (333 amino acids)
Biological process (GO): cell adhesion
Cellular component (GO): extracellular matrix
Source: RefSeq, a predicted model, not a curated record
GAGAGAGAGAGAGAGAGAGAGAGAGAGAGAGAGAGAGAGAGAGAGAGAAGCGUGAGGGAUAAAUGCCGAUAAGGUUUCACAAGCCUGUGUGAAAGAGACUGGCAGCCGGCAUAAGAGGGAAGGAGAGGGAGACGGAGUGAGAGAGAGACAGAGAGCAGUAGAGCAGAGCCCAGGCAGUUGGAGGAGCACUUUAUUCCCAGAGGUCCUGCCGGUGCACUUCUCCCCUCGCCCUCUGCCACUCUCUUCUCUCCAACCCAGGUGAUGUCACCGGAGCGUCUGGGCUGUGGUUGGCUGUGGAGGCUAAUCAUGGCCGUGCUGCUGAGGGUCUCUCUGGGCCACGCCGCCCCCCCCAGCCCCACCGACGGGACGGACUGCAGCGCCAGGGGUCCGGCCUCCUACAUCCUGGUGUUCACGGGUCUCUGGAGCCCCCAGACCUUCCCCAAGCAGUACCCCAUGUUCCGCCCGCCGGCCCAGUGGUCCAAGCUCAUAGCCGUGACCCACAACAGCCGGUUCCAGCUGUGGCGGGAGGGCGCGGCGGCCGGCGGCGGCGUGCAGAGCUUCGCUGAGCUGGGGCUGACGGUGGAGGUGGUGAAGGAGGCCAAGGAGGCCCGGAAGAGGCGCGCGGUGGGGGCCAUGUACCGGACGGCCGGCAUCCCCAACGGCAUCAGCCACAGCUCCACGGAGCUGCUGAUGCAGCCCCGUACCCCGCUGCUCUCGCUGAUGGUGAAGGUGAUUCCAAGCCCUGAUUGGUUCGUCGGCGUGGACAGCUUCAGCCUCUGCGAAGGCGGCCAGUGGAAACAGGAAGUGACCCUUGACCUCCAGCCGUUUGAUGCCGGGACCGACAGCGGCUUCACCUUCUCCUCUCCCAACUACCCGACCGUCCCUGUGGAGAACGUCACGCGGAUCACCUCCCAGAUGCCCCACCACCCCGCCAACUCCUUCUUCUACCCGCGGCUCAAGGAGCUCCCGCCCAUCGCCACCGUCAAGGCCAUCCGCCAGGACCGCUCGUCGGCGCGCCAGGUCCCCAUGUCCAACCACAUCCUGCCCAACUCCAUCAGCCCCCAGAGGUUCUCAGAGACGCCGCUGGACUGCGAGGUGGCGCUCUGGUCCUCCUGGGGGCUCUGUCUGGGCUCCUGCUCCCGCGGGGGGGUCCGCCACCGCAGCCGCUACAUCCUGCUGCGGCCCGCCAACGCGGGCACGCCCUGCCCCGAGCUGGAGGAGCAGGCCGAGUGCACGCACCACAACUGCCUGAGGCGGCAGUAGUGAGUCGUAGUGAGUGGCGGCCCCAGUGAGGCGGUGCUGGCCGGGGGCCCCGGGCCCCCCCACUCUGGGGCCGCCACUCACGUUACUGCUGGACUGAGACGAAGACGACGCCGCUGAGGUCAGGAGGAGGAGGAGGAGGACGACGACGAUGAAGAGGACGACGGCGAUGAAGAGGACGAUGAGGAUGCGGUCUUUAUCGGAAAAAAAGUGCACGUUAUCACUUCUCAGGCGAUGCUAUCCAGACUUUGUUGCUGUUGUUCCUUCUGUCCCUUUGGGGCAAGGACAUCACCGGUCGUUUGGCUUUGGUGUGCGUGGAAGAGGGGUUGCUGAGGGAUGCUUGUUUGUGUUGCCCUGCGUCCCCACAGGAUUAGAUGAAUAAUGGUUCCACUUAACUCACUCCUCUGCUGGGGUUUCAGAAGACGCUAAUAUAAAGGCUUUCUAGAAAUGUCUCUAAAACUGAAGUGGGAACUUAUAAAAAGUGGAUUGUAUUUGUAUAGCCCUUAAUCACAGUUCCAGACUCAAAGGGCUUCCCAGGCCAACAGUAUACCAAUAGAGUCCGAGGAGGAAGCCUUGAGAGGGAACACAGGAGAGGGUCACUCCUUCCAGAGGAGAAAAGAUGGAUGACCAAUGUAUGUCUUCAAUGUCCCUAAUAUGUACAGUUGCUAGUGGUUCACCAGUGGACAAACAUCACAAAUGCACAUUAUCUGUGAUAGGAAAGACACAGAAACACACACACACACACACACACACACACACACACACACACACACACACACACACACACACACACACACACACACACACACACACACACACACACACACACACACAGAGUCACACAGAGGUUUUGCACAUGCUUCUGAAGGCAUGGGGUCAUUAGUUUACAUAGGUAACCUACAGGCCUAUAUGCAGUGCUUUUAAAAUAACUCCUGCCUGAUUUAUAAAUAUCGCCACGAGAAACAUCUCAUUGCUCUUGUUGAAAUAGAAACGUCUGUUUGGAAUUUCUAGCCCACUUGAAAAAGAAGUGCAGGGUUUUAUAGCUGGUUAUAGAUUUGUAUUUAUCACUUUUGAUAUAGGAAACCAUGUUGAGAUUUUGUACAUAUUUUAAGGUGCAUCUUGUAUAUUUCAUAAAUAAAUUCGGAGGAGGCUAUAAAGGUGA